Molecule: messenger RNA, 1131 nt
Organism: Lactuca virosa
Lineage: Eukaryota; Viridiplantae; Streptophyta; Magnoliopsida; Asterales; Asteraceae
Source: the annotation of a GenBank genome assembly
AUGUCAUCACAUAAACGUUCCUCUUCAUCUCCGAUCACCGCCCAUCGCCGCACCCCCCUCCACCACUCCACAGCACCACCUCCACCACCACCAGAACCACCACAUCUCCCCUCCAAACCCAACCUCACCACCACCCUCUACCACACUCACAUCGGUGUCUUCGCUGUCACUUGGUCCAGGACACUCUUUGGCCGUUCCCUCUACAUCCAUCUCCUCCCGUUCUCCACCGCUCCCACCACCUCCGAUGACGAUAUCACCCCCACUUCCACUUCCACCUCCACCUCUUCCUUCCACCUCCAAAUUAAACCUUUCAUUUUCUGGAACAAAUAUGGCUCCAAAAAGAUCUCAAUCCCCACAAACCCCAACGACGUCCUCCACAUCUACUACGAUCUCUCACGUGCCAAAUUCGGAUCGGGUCCCGAGCCCAUAUCAGGAUUCUACAUAGCCGCCAUAUUCUCCGGCCAAAUGGCACUCCUCGUCGGAGACUCCACAAAACAUGCCUACUCCAAAGUCAAAUCCACAAACCCUGAUAAAACCCAGAUCACCAUUCUCCGACGAGAGCAUGUUUACGGCAUCGCCAACAAAAAAUACAACACCAAAGCGACUUUCCGGGGGAAAACUAGAGACAUAACCAUUGACUGUACACGAAUCGCCGGUGGUGACGACUCCAGAUUAUGCUUUUCCGUCGAUAACAAAAGGGUAUUGGUAGUAAAACAUUUGAAUUGGAAAUUCAGAGGGAACGAACGAGUAGAAAUGGAUGGAGUUCAUAUUCAAAUUUCGUGGGAUGUGUACAAUUGGCUAUUCGAAGAAGAAGUAGACGAUGGAUACGCAUUGUUCAUGUUUAGAUUUGAAAAAUCUGGAUUCGAUUACCAUGAAGAUGACAAAUACUUGGCUCGAUUAAAUGCAUCUGGAUCUGGUCUGAUGGGAUUCGGAUCAGGGUUGGGUUUUGGGCUCGAGAAAAGGAAGAUGAAGAAAGGGAUGUUGAGGACGGCGGCCGGAAGUUCAUCCUCGUCGUCGUUGUCGUCGGCGUCGUCGGGAUGUGGAUCGGUGAUGGAGUGGGAAAGUGUGGAGGAGAAUGAACUAAAAGGCCCUUCUGGUUUUUCGUUGCUUGUUUACGCUUGGAAAAGUUGA